Messenger RNA from Rasamsonia emersonii CBS 393.64, 687 nucleotides. RefSeq lists its product as uncharacterized. The record is from RefSeq and is a predicted model, not a curated record. Lineage: Eukaryota; Fungi; Ascomycota; Eurotiomycetes; Eurotiales; Trichocomaceae. The coding region runs from base 1 to 687 and encodes 228 amino acids. The transcript is spliced from 2 exons.
AUGAUCCUGGCUAACAUCCUCCUCCUGCACGUCCCCACGACCGUCCUGACCUAUGGAUCCAAUGUCAACCAUCCGACUUCCACCUUUAUCAAUGGCUACAACAUCAUGGAGAAGAUUCAGAUGACGGGAUUCACCAUCCAAGAGGGCAUCAUCUCGGGGCUGUACGUUUACCAUACGGUCAAAAUUCUGCAAUCCGCCUCGCAGCAGAAACGGGAGAACCGGAGGAUUAUGCAGCAGCUCGUGGGGAUCAACGUCCUGAUCAUCAUCAUGGACCUUGCGCUCCUGGGUCUCGAGUACGCCAGUGAGUACGCGAUCCAGAUCACACUGAAGGGCGCCGUCUACAGCCUGAAGUUGAAGCUCGAAUUUGCCGUCCUGGGCAGACUCGUCGAUUUCGUCCGCCUAGCCCGUCACGCGAACUCGGCGAACAGUUUCCGUCUAGGCUCCCUGCGGUAUACCGCUGACCAGGGGGCAGGGGCUCCAUCGACGCGGGCAGAUGAUCCGCAUUUCUAUGGAGAAACCGUCGCGGACGCUGUCGUGAGGCCACCGCAGAACUCGAGCGAGGAGCAGCUUAAUAUCCCUUUGGGGAUGAUUCUGACCAAGACGGAAUUUUCCACCAGCGUCGAGAAAAGACCGCCGCCGGAAUAUGAUCGAGAUACUGACGGUAGUUUCUUUUUUGCCCAUCUCUAA